ACGAGCCAAAGCAUGUAUACCUAACUCAAAGGCUACGUUUUGGAUCUAAUACAACACCAGCAUCAACAUUAUCUUCUGUCCUGAAACCAACUAUAAGGAUGUCUGCCAAGUAUACUUCCACCGAAGAAACGACUAACUAUGCCCGGAUAUGUAGACUGGUCAUUGAUGUCUUCCCUGACGUCUUCAGAGAGUUACUCGUCACUCGACUGCCAUUUGGACUCCCUUAUGGACUUUCCAGUCAAAAGGGUCAGAUUAUCUCCCACUUGAAUAGACAACAGAAGAAAAUGCUUUACCCCUCGGUUGGAGUGUUCCAAGGUUCUGAGAAGGAUAUGGAUGUUUCUUUACUUUAUAUCCUUCUAAGGAAUCUAGGGAACAUCACUCCUCAUGGAAAGGGUUGGGGUAAUGUUCCAGAUGCUGCAGACCGUUGUCUGUCAGCAAACAUUGAUCGUCUACGGAUACACAGAAAUGAGAUAGUGCAUGCCAACAUUGCAUAUCUUUCUAAUAGUGACUUUAGGACGAGGUGGGCCGACAUCCGUCAAAGUGUUGAGGACAUACAGAACAGCGACCUGAAGACAGGGAUGUUUGUACAAGCCGUGGAUAGUAUACUGACCAUGACCAUGGACCCAGAUGUUGAGAGGAAGUACAUAACUCUUGUUAAGAAGAUAGAAGGGGAAAUCAGUGACAUGAAAGACGAGAUGGCAACAAACUUUGAUGAACUCAAAGGCACUGUUGCUGCUGUGAGUGAUGAAGUUGGUGAUGUUAGGAAAGAAGUUACUGCUGUGAGUGAUGAAGUUGGUGAUGUUAGGAAAGACGUUACUGCUGUGAGUGAUGACGUUGGUGAUGUUAGGAAAGACGUUACUGCUGUGAGUGAUGAAGUUGGAGCUGUUAGGAAAGACGUUACUGCUGUGAGUGAUGAAGUUGGAGCUGUUAGGAAAGACGUUACUGCUGUGAGUGAUGAAGUUGGUGAUGUUAGGAAAGACGUUGGUGCUGUGAGGGAAGAUGUCAGUGCCCUGAAACAUUUCUCAUCGACAAAUGGAGUGGAAAUUGGUGACAUCAAAGAUCAGAUGACAACAGACAUGGAUAACCUAAGAGACACUGUUGCUGCUGUGAAGGAAGAUGUUGAUGCUGUGAAAGAGGAUGUCAGCGCCAUGAAACAAUCUUCAUCCACAAAUGGAGGAAGGAAUCCUAAGUGGAGAGCUGUGAUAGAUACAACAAGAUCAACAACCAUUGAUCAAACCACAGAACCUGAGGUGAUCUCUACACAAGCCUUGGAAGACGCUAAAGAAAUGAUCAGAAAGAAUAGCAUUGUCCUCAUCAAGGGUGCCUCAGGGGAUGGGAAGACUUUGAUGGGUUACCAACUGUUGAAGUGGCUAAUGGACGGCGAUAAUAAGGAUACCAGACUGUCAAAGGAUCCUGUCCAGCUUUACAGCAUGGCCAUAUGGGACGAAAUUGUUGAGCCAAACACACAAUUAGCUGUAUAUAUUGAUGAUGUUAGUGGGGAAAUCGCUGAAGAUUUAAAGAAAAGGGAAGUCUCCAUUAAGUCGACAUUUUGUGGGAAACUCAAUAAUAGAUCAAACUGUUUGGUACUUAAUGUUCGAGAUGAAAUUUUCAAAAGCACACAAUUAUCUUCUUGUGAAUGCUUCAAACAAAAUAUCAUUGAUUUGAGAGGUAAAAACUGCAUAACAAUCGCAGAAAAAAAGCUUAUUUUAGAAAGUUAUGUCCGAGAAAUUAAAACCUUCCCUAAGGGAAAGGAAUAUGAAACAGUCAAACUUGCCCCAGAUAUAGGAUUUCCACUGUGUUGUCGACUUUAUAGGGAUGUUCUCAGCUUACAAAAAGAGGGGGUUAAUUUCUUCAAACAUCCAUUUCAUUUCAUGGAAAUAACUUUGAAGAAAUUACCAAAGGAGCACUUUUCUGCUCUUCUGUUUCUCUUUCUCAAUGAUGGGAGGGUUAAGGAAUUGGAUUUAGAUCCUAAAAACAGUAAAAGUGUUAACAAGAAAAAUCUUGAUGAAGCUUUCCAGGGAAUUAAACUUGAUCAUGCAGACAAAAUCAGAUCUCUGCGGAAAAGUUUAGAUUUAAUGUUGGGUUCUCUGGUUGUAAAAAGAACAUCUUUUUUUCAUCAUGGUUAUGAAUACAAAUUUUGUCAUGAUUCUGUUCAUGACACUGUUGUCCUUUUGUAUGGCAAGGACACACCAAUUGGGUUUAUAGAAAAUUGUCCCCUAAAGUUCCUCCGCUAUAUAUCAACAUCAAAAUCCACCGCUAAGAAAAUACUUAUAUCACCUAGUAAUGAACACAUGUAUAAACGUUUGGUCAGAAAGUGUGAAUCUGAUGUCCAAAUAAACUGGAUUCCUGAUGUAUUUGACUUUAUAGUUAGAUUAGACUUAUGGUCAGACACAAAGUUUCUACGGGGGUUUAUUCGUUGGCUAAGUGGUCAGAAUUAUGACAAUAACUUAUGCCACCGGAUAAAAUGUGGGUUGUUAAAUGGAGCAUGCUCUAUUGGUUUAGAAGAUUGUGUCACAUAUCUCCUUUCUGUGGGUGUCACACCUAACAAUGAUACACCGUUUAGAGUAGUGGAGAGUGGGAGUGUACAACUACUGCGUCAACUACUGAAGUAUGACGUCAUUCGUACAGCGAGGGCACGUGAGUCACGAUCAUCAUAUUCUGCUUACAAAAUCAAUGUCCUACACGAGGCGUGUUUGUUUGAGAGAGAAGAGAUGGUGAACAUAUUAUGUGACACUUAUCCACACUUGGUAUAUGAGACUGAUAGCUAUAUACAAAGCGCGCUCCAUUUAGUGGCGAUGACAGGAAACUGUGGUCUAUUUCAGACAGUGGAGAGAAUGUGUAGAGAUAAAGUACAACAUAAGUGUGAGACAGAAGAUGAUUGUGUAGUACAAAGGAGUUGUGUGUGUGGACAGUACAAAUCACGGUUAGUGGAUGGGUUCGGGUGGACAUUAUUACAUUAUAGUUGUGAGAGUGGACACAGGGAGCUUAGUUUAUACCUGUGUAAGGUGUAUCCAGAACUAACUACAGCUGUAGAUAACGACGGGAAGACAAUAUUACAUUGUAGUUGUAUGAUGGGACACAGGGAGUUGAGUUUAGAGCUGUGUAAGUUGUAUCCAGCACUAACUACAGCUGUAGAUAACAACGGGAAGACAAUAUUACAUUAUAGUUAUAGGAGUAGAGACAGGGAGCUUAGUUCAGAGCUGCGUAAGUUGUAUCCAGCACUUUGCUAACUACAGCUGUAGAUAACGACGGGUGUACAUUAUAGUUGUAUGAGUAUACCUGUGUAAGACUUAUCCAGCACUAACUACAGCUGUAGAUAAUUACGGGAAGACAAUAUUACAUUAUAGUUGUAUGAGUAGAGACAGGGAGCUUAGUUCAGAGCUGCGUAAGUUGUAUCCAGCACUCCGCUAACUACAGCUGUAGAUAACGACGGGUGUACAUUAUAGUUGUAUGAGUAGAGACAGGGAGUUUAGUUUAUACCUGUGUAAGACUUAUCAAGCACUAACUACAGCUGUAGGUAACAACGGGAAGACAAUAUUACAUCGUAGUUGUAUGAGGGAACACAGGGAGCUUAGUUUAGAGCUGUGUAAGAUGUAUCCAGCACUGACUACAGCUGUAGAUAACCGUGGGUAUAAUUGUCUACAUUAUAUAGCCUGGGGGACAACAGAUGUAGACAUGUUCACUGAUUGUGAACGUCAUGUAAAACAGUACCUAGCGACAACAGGGGGUAAGUAUGACAUCACGACCAUACUUACUAAUGACGGUAAAUCUAUUUUAGACUGGGCAAUGGAACAUACAGAGUUGUGGCAGUUAUAUAACAACCCUUUGUAUGACCAUCUUCUCAAAGUUUUUACUAAAUAAAGAAACAAAUAUUUAUACUUCUGUACACUAACUUGUGUAACAUGAUGACGAAAGGAACGAACAGAACACUGAGGAAAUCUUUUGUAGGACCGUGUUGUCAAGUUUAUUUGUAAAUAAAAGUACUUAGAAAUAGUCACACUUACUUCUUCACUUUCUGAACAUUAACUUGUAUAACAUGGUGUGGAUUUAAACAAAGUUAAAGUUAAAGAAAACUGUUUAUUUUCAUCAUUGUUCACAAAAACAAACAAAAGUCGCCAGUUGUAGAAGUUUUCUUCGGUGUCAGGUCGUUUCGGUAACAAGUCGUUUCGGUACUUUUUCGGAAGUUGUUUCGGGACAUUCGGAAGUCGUUUCGGUAGAAGUCCGGGUCGUUUCGGGAGACAUGAGCAAGUCGUUUCGGUACUUUCAAUCAACAUUAGAAUAAACACCUUAAUUUUUUAAUACAUAAUUAACAUGAAUUAAUCUGUUUUUAAAACGAUUCAUAAUUAAUAUACAGUCAGUAUAAACACCUAUGACAACAAAUGUAUUGAUAAUACAAACGGCAUUGUUUUAACUCCCAAGCGCAGUGUUUUCUUUAAACCAGCACUGGUGGUUCAUUCCUUUAUGAUAUUUUCAAACUUCUAUUACAGAAGCAAUACAAUCAAAAUCAAAAUUGGUAUGUAACAACCCAUGCCCGAGAAAUAAAGGCUAUACAGGGUGAUUUCAUUACCUUUUUUUUUUUUAUUUCGUAUUAGGUUUGUUAAAUCAUUACGUUUAUACAUGUAGGUAUG
Pecten maximus is the source of this 4628-nucleotide messenger RNA. RefSeq lists its product as uncharacterized. Gene Ontology annotation, molecular function: protein binding. The transcript has 8 exons. Lineage: Eukaryota; Metazoa; Mollusca; Bivalvia; Pectinida; Pectinidae. The record is from RefSeq and is a predicted model, not a curated record. The coding region runs from base 99 to 3230 and encodes 1043 amino acids.